AUGCUGGCACACGCGGCCCAGUCAUCGACUCCUUCAGAGCGCCCCCCCAGCAAGCUCGCACGUCGCUUGUACAUCUCACACUUCCUAUCAACAUGGAACUCUCGCGUCUUCGAGUUUGGGGCCGUCCUCUACCUUGCUUCGAUUUAUCCAGGAACCCUGCUACCUAUGUCAGUUUAUGCUCUUUCGCGAGGUGUCGCAGCGAUUCUGCUGGCACCAGCGGUGGGGAACUACAUCGAUACUGGAAACCGACUCCAAGUAGUCCGAGUGUCAAUCGGUCCAGUGCUCCAGAGAAUCGUGGUGGCGGCAUCUUGCGUGAUUUUCUACUUGCUUGCGAUUGGCCAACCCAUCCUCAGCGAGAUUGAUAAUACCUUGCUGGUAGCAUUGGCGCUCCUUGCCUGUGUGGAGAAGCUAAGCUCUAUCAUGAAUCUAUCCUUGUGUAUAGACUCAAGUUCACAUGCCAUGAAUGCCCAGAUGCGACGAAUCGACCUCAUAUGUAAGCUUGUCGGGCCGCUUGCGAUAGAUUUGGUCGAUGGCGUGUCGACUAAGAUUGCCAUCUUGUUCAAUCUGGGAAUGAACAUUUGUUCUGUAGUCGUUGAAUACUUUUCGAUAGCCAGGGUAUACUAUGAAGUACCCGAACUGCAACAGCCAAAGACAAAGGCAGCCCUCGAUAAGCCAAGUACAGAAUCCGACCAACAUAAUGGCGUGGCGCGCCUCUGGCACUACUGCCAUCGUAUCACACACAAGGCCUUGGGAGACUUCACCUCCUACUUCCGCCACCCUGUGUUCCUCCCCUCGUUUUCCGGAGCUUUUCUAUAUCUGACUGUCCUCUCAUUUGCUGGGCAAAUGGUCACAUGGCUCCUGUCGACAGGAUACGACUCUACGCAGGUCGGCAUUGCGAGAACCCUAGCUGUAACCUUUGAAGUUCUCGCAACAUGGAUCGCGCCUUGGCUCAUGGGGCGAAUCGGUACCACUCGUGCGGGUUUGUGGCUAGCGAACUGGCAGAUCGCUUCCCUGGUAGCUGGAAUAUCCAUUUUCUGGAUGUUCCCCAACCAGCCUCUAAUUUCUGCGUCAGGACUGGUAGGAGGCACAAUUCUCAGCCGAGUCGGAUUGAGAGGCUUUGAUUUGUGCGUGCAGAUUCUUGUUCAGGAGGGCGUCGAAGCCGAAAACCGAGGCAAUUUCUCCUCGAUAGAAGCUGCAUGGCAGAACGCCUUUGAGAUCGGCUCGUACAUCUCGACUAUUGUCUUUUCGCGACCGGAUCAGUUCGGAUGGCCAGCACUGAUCAGUAUCAUUGCUGUGGGUAUUGCUGGGAUACUUUAUACGGUAUUUGCUCGCAUGCAGCGUGGUCAUUCGAUCCAUGUUCCGAAGUGGAUUGCCGCUCCGGGCAUACUAAAACAAACGAGGGAGAGGUGCCUUGAACGAAUUUCUUCGGCGUCAAACAUUUAG
Molecule: messenger RNA, 1443 nt
Organism: Aspergillus pseudotamarii
Lineage: Eukaryota; Fungi; Ascomycota; Eurotiomycetes; Eurotiales; Aspergillaceae
Product: solute carrier 40 family transporter
Exons: 7
Coding region: 1-1443 (480 amino acids)
Biological process (GO): iron ion transmembrane transport
Cellular component (GO): membrane
Molecular function (GO): iron ion transmembrane transporter activity
Source: RefSeq, a predicted model, not a curated record